UAAUAAUAAUAAUAAUAAUAAUAAUAAUAAUAAUAAUAAUAUAUUCGACUUCUAAUCGCAGCUGCGCAGAACGUUUUCUUUCUAGUCUGAUAAGAGAAUUUGGAUGAUUAUUAUUCAUUAUUAUCAUUUUUUUUUCUUUGACGGAAGUGACACUCAAGUUGGGGCCGGAGGAGGAGGAAACCACUCGGGGUUUCAUUCACUGAGGAGAGCUCUGUGAUACCGACAAGCGGCGGCUCCCUCCAGGAACAACGAGCAACGAGAUCCCGGGACCGGAAAAACACACAGCAACUACAUAAAACCAACUAAAAUAAAAAAUACAUUGCUAAAUCUUCAAGAGCCGAGAUGUCUGCAGCGUCCGCAGCAACUGCGGGUAGUGAGGACGGAAAUGGAAAAGUGACCCGUGUGAUUCGGGUGGGGACUAGAAAGAGCCAGCUGGCCCGAAUUCAGACAGACAGCGUGGCUGAGAAGUUAAAGGAUCUGUACCCUGAAGUUCACACGGAAAUCGUUGCCAUGGCUACCACCGGGGACAAAAUCCUGGACACAGCCUUGUCAAAGAUUGGAGAGAAGAGUCUCUUCACGAAAGAGCUGGAGAAUGCACUGGAGAGAAACGAGGUUGAUCUUGUGGUGCAUUCUCUGAAGGACCUCCCUACCACACUGCCUCUGGGCUUCACCAUCGGGGCUGUCCUCAAACGAGAAAACCCCCAUGAUGCCGUUGUUCUGCACCCGAAGAAUGCUGGGAAAACGUUACACACGCUUCCAGAGAAGAGUGUGAUUGGGACAAGUUCUCUGCGGAGAGCAGCACAGCUCAAGAAGAGAUUUCCUCACCUGGAGUUCAAGGACAUUCGGGGGAACCUCAACACCCGUCUGAAGAAGCUGGAUGAGAAGGACGAUUUCUCCGCCAUCAUACUGGCAGCUGCCGGGCUGCGGAGAAUGGGCUGGGAGAGCCGGGUCAGCCAGUUGCUGGGCCCUGAAGACUGCAUGUAUGCUGUCGGCCAGGGGGCGCUGGCGGUGGAGGUGCGUGCUCGGGACAGGGAUAUCCUGGACAUGGUGUCUGUGCUGCACGACCCGGAGACUGUGCUGCGCUGUGUGGCUGAGAGAGCCUUCCUCAGACACCUGGAAGGGGGCUGCAGUGUUCCUGUCGCGGUUCACACUGAGAUCAAGGACUCCCAGCUCUACAUGACCGGUGCUGUGUUCAGCCUGGACGGCUCCGACAGCAUCAAGGAGACCAUGCAGACCUCCCUCGUGAUGGACACCCAGGAGGAGGAAGGCUCGAGCGAUGACCCUCAGCAUGUGGGGAUCACUGCGAGGAACGUGUGCUCACGGGACCAGGCCUCUGCCGAGAAGCUGGGGGUGGACCUGGCCUGCCUGCUGCUGAGCAAGGGGGCCCGCGAGAUCCUCACUGUGGCCAGACAGCUCAACGAUGCCAGAUAGCCAAGCCCUGCCUUCACCCUGACCCACAGGGAGGCACGAUCACAGAGGGGACUCUCCACUCCCACGCCCAGGAGCUCAGGAUCCCUUCACAGCGGUACUACCCCCAGCCCCCACGUCAAACCAUCAGUUACAAUGAUUUCACAUGAGGGCGGGGGAAGAGGUGUAGGAAUGCCCCUCCAUAUUCUGUUUAGAGUCAAAAUGAAUCUGUUUUUUUUAUCCAUCCAAAAUAAAUAUAGAAUAGAUAGGGACACCUUAACGCUUAAUGUGAAACAAAUUCAAACCGAGCCCCUGGAAAGUUUGUAAAUGGCAAGCCUAGCACUUCACAAUACUAUCCUAAACAAAUGACACAUUAAUAUGCACAAUAUACUAAUCACAUCAAGCUGACAACAGCUUCAUGAACUUUGUGUCUUAUUUGCAUAAAGUGAAAAGAAAUAUCUUAACAAGACAAUAAUCACAUUAAGCCUGACAAUGAAAACCCACUUCAUGUGCAAAAUGUGGAUGAAUGUGAUUGUUAUCCUGUUGUAACCAAAACCCCAAUGUUUGGACUAGUAUUGGGAAGUGUUAAGCUUGGUAUCUGCAAAGUUUCUCAGGGUUUGCUUUGAAUUUAAGCACAUUAAGCCACAUUUAAACAUUUUUAAGCAUUUUAGGAUGUGCCAAUAGAUACAUCCCUCAAUUUUAUGUCCUGAAAGUUUGCAGCAGAAUUCCAGGUCCCCUCAAGUGUGCUCUCUGAAUGUGGGAGUGCACUGGAGGGAAAUGCCCGCACUCAAGUGUGCUCGUGUCACCAGCCAGCUUAAAGUCACCUGGUAACUGAUGCCAUCAGUGCACGCAUCUGACACGUGUAGUGUCUUGUCUUUAGUUUAAAGGCUAGCAUGAGGCUGUGGAUUCGUGCUGUGGUAUUGAACUCCUCUGUGCAGUAUUAAUGAUGCCUAAUCAAGAACGACACCUGUGAACUCCUGUUGCAAUUUCAGCCUGUCUGAAACUCCGGGUGUCUUUGAAGCGUGAUUUUAGAUUGAUCAUGUACUUGCCAUGACAGGUUGAUUGCCAUGUGUUUAAGUCAAAGUGGUUAAACGUUUUCUCAUAAAAGUGCUGCUGCUGUUUCUGGGUCUUUUUGGAUCUGCUGUGUGUCUGUGAGUUUCAGUUUGAGUGCCUCCUUUCUUCCUCUGUGCACGGAUAAGCAUGAGCACUGGACUGCUAGUAAUACCUGAGUGUGGGAGGGAACUAGGAGUAGGACUGGAGCUCCAGCAAUCAGUACAGUUACAAAAGAAGGUCUAUUUACUGCAUGGCUGAUUAGAGGUAUUGUGAACUUCAAGCUAAAGGCUAGUUCUCUUCCCCUGAGCAAUACUUUUAGCAUUCUGAGCCCUAUCCAUAAAGCUUUAUAUAAACAGAGAAUGGAUGAUUGAGGUCCGUUAACAGAGUACUUUAGUAACUCAUUUGUCAAGCUGUGUGAAUAGGACUCUAAAUAGCAAUAGGAUGGAGGAGGGGAGGGGCAAAGCAAAGGGUUAUGGGAGAUGUAGUUUUGUGAACCCUUCAGUGCCUGUGUAUAGUAAAAACAAAACAUGUAACAGACUACAUCUCCCAAAGACCCAUCCAUUGUCCUGUCUCCAUACUGAAGUAUCAGAUCAGCAGCUGUGCACAGGCAAUCAUUCUGGGCAUGCUCAGUUUGGAGUGGUUGGGAUCCCUGAAACACCCAUGUUGCUGAAACACACUGGCAUCAGUAUGAACUACUACCUGAACAUAUUAAUAUAUAAACACACGCCAUGAUCAGCGUGAUUGAUAGCUAUUACAACAGUGUGCGUAUAUAUAAUAUAUAUAUAUAUAUAUAUAUAAAAAACAUUGGAUUUUGCUUUAGGAUAAUAUAUAUAUAGAGAGAGAGAGAAUGAGAAUCUGAAAAACAUACUCUGUGUGUGUAUAUAUAUAUAUCUUGGGAAUAGCAGAUGGAUUUUUCCUGUUUGUUAUAUUCUCAGGUCCUGAGAUCAUAAGAUUCAGAUCUAACCCGUCUCUCGAGGUGUAAUGAAUACUGCAAAGCCAUAAAUACUUGCCGAAUCAAACCCAUUAAACCUAUUUUGCUCCAGAAAUGUUACCGACCUGUUGCAAUAUACAAAGUAUGUAUUGUUAACGGAAUUUGAUAUUUGUGCAAAAAAAUGUUUGCUUUGUUUUUCAUAUGCAAAACACACAUAAUGAAAGGCUUGCAAAUAUAUAUGGCUUUACAGUAAGCCAUGAUGUACACCGGUUCAAAAGACAGGAUAGUAGUGUAAGACUAAUGCUAGAGGAGCCUCUGGUUAAAGAGUACAUUAAAACCGUUAUUCAUACAGUUAACAGACAUUAGUUGAAGGGCCAUAAAACAAUGCAAUGCCAAAUGUUAUAUCACUGUCAAAUACUGACCAUGAAAAACAAAUAAAAUGGAUUUUACCCAGCA
This is a messenger RNA of Acipenser ruthenus (sterlet), 3847 nucleotides long. RefSeq names its product porphobilinogen deaminase-like. Lineage: Eukaryota; Metazoa; Chordata; Actinopteri; Acipenseriformes; Acipenseridae. Gene Ontology annotation, biological process: heme biosynthetic process. The transcript is spliced from 14 exons. Gene Ontology annotation, molecular function: hydroxymethylbilane synthase activity. Gene Ontology annotation, cellular component: cytoplasm. Bases 343 to 1431 code for a protein of 362 amino acids. The record is from RefSeq and is a predicted model, not a curated record.